AUGAUUUCCUCGAAAUACAUGAUCCUUGUGGCUUUAUUGGGCCUUUCGGCCAUCGGCUGUCAUGCCGUCAACAUGCAGAGCAUGAUCGAUGAUGAGAGUGCCAAAUGUGAAAGCGGCAGUGAUAGCAUGGCCUGUGUUAAGGUGAGGGCUAUGCGUUUUGUGGACACUGUUAUGAACAAAGAUGAAUUCAAGAUCAACGAUGUCGAAGUCACCGCCAAUGGUUAUCAAGCUCCCGCCACCGAGGGCCGUUCCGCCGGCAGCUUCUUCGAUUCGGUCGAAAGCUAUUUGAAGGGACACGACGUUACCAUGGACUUGCCUAUGGCUGAUGCCAAAGUCACUGUCUCCUCACGCAAUUUGGCCGAUGACGAAUUAAGUCUGAAGGUCAAAUUCAAUGGUGACGGUGUCGUCGAAGGCAAGGGCAAGAAACACCGUUUGCGUAAAAUGGCCAUGCCCAUUAUGGUUUUGAUCUUGUUGAAGGCCAUCACCAUUAUCCCCAUGGCUAUUGGUAUCUUGAAGAUUAAGGCUUUGAACGCUUUGGGCUUGGGUUUCUUCUCAUUCAUUGUUUCGGUUGGUUUGGCCAUUUUCCAAGUGUGCAAGAAGAUCGCCUCUGAACAUCAUUCAGCCCACAUCACUGCUCACGGUCCUUGGGAUGGUCGUUCGGUCAGUUCUAUUUCUAGUGUAGAGCAAUAUGAAACAAACCCCGCUGCCCAAACUUUGGCCUAUAAUGCUUACAACUAA
This is a messenger RNA of Musca vetustissima, 738 nucleotides long. RefSeq lists its product as uncharacterized. The transcript is spliced from 4 exons. The coding region runs from base 1 to 738 and encodes 245 amino acids. The record is from RefSeq and is a predicted model, not a curated record. Lineage: Eukaryota; Metazoa; Arthropoda; Insecta; Diptera; Muscidae.